GCAAGCUUUUCAGUAAAAGACCAGAUAGUAAAUAUUUCAGACUCUGAAGCCGCUGUGGUCUCUGUCACAGCUAGCAGGAACGUAGUCACAGACAACUGGCCAAGGAGGCGAUGUGGCUGUGUUCCCAUAACACUUUAUUUAUGGACAUGGAAAUUUGAAUUUCAUAUAAUCUUCGUAUGUUGUGAAAUAUUAUUCUUCUUUUGACUUUUUCCAACUAUUUAAACAUGUAAAAAACAUUCUUAGCUUGUGGGCUGUGCAAAAACAGGUGGCAGGCGGGGCUGCGUCCAACGGGGCCCCUCCAGCUCGCCACCCCAGACACUCAUCCCCCACUCCCGUGUUUGGAGGAGGGGAGGGUGUAGCUAGGUGCGAGGGGCAUCCUGGAUGCCUGGGGGCCUCCAGGAACCGAGGGACCCUUGCUCCCAGCUACUCUUAGGACUUCAGCAUCCUUUGAGGCCAGGGUAGGAGCUGGUACCCCAAAUGCGCAAAUGUGAGGGAAGGGGCAUGGUUCCAAGGGGCUUCCUACCCAGCAUGUCGGGGUGUGCCCGACCCCCACCAAGUCGUAGAUGAGGCAGCUGUGCUCUCCCAGCAAGUAGUCUUGGCCUUCCCUCUCCCCGUCCCUCUCUUCCCCUCCCCCUCCCCCCUCUGUCUCCAGCCUGGCGUCACCCACUGAUCAAGGCUGGCCCUUCCAUUCCUUAUUUUCUCUCUGCAGCCUCAGCGGGUCCCUUUCUCCUGAACAUUGGAGUUAUGACCCUUGGGAGGUGACCCGGGAGAGAAGGGAUGCACGCCUUUGGUCCUCCCAAUGGGGGUCGCCUCCAAGGACUGGUGGCCUCCCGCAUUGAGACCUAUGGGGGCCGGCUUCGGGCCUCCACCCUGAGUACUCCUGGUAGCCUCUGUCCCCGAGGAGGCCCUGUGCUGGAUCCCAGUGGCCGACACCUCCAAGGCUAUGUCCCCUUUACCAAGGGUUCUGGCCCGGCCCGAGGCCUGUCUCCCCUGAGGCUGCGAGAACCAGAGCCUGAGAAGAGGCAUGGAGGCCCCUUUGGGGCUGGGACACCUCACUUCCCCAAACUCAAGGAAGUCACCAGAGCCCAUCAGCUGGAGAUGAGGCUGCACACGUUCAGCAUGUUUGGGAUGCCCCGCCUGCCCCCAGAGGACCGGCGGCACUGGGAGAUCGGAGAGGACGGUGACAGCAGCCUGGGCAUUGAGAAGUCCUGGAAGGAGCUGGUGCCUGGACACAAGGAGAUGAGCCGGGAGCUCUGCCACCAGCAGGAAGCGCUGUGGGAGCUACUGACCACCGAGCUCAUCUAUGUGCGGAAGCUCAAGAUCAUGACGGAUCUCCUAGCUGCCGGUUUGCUGAACUUGCAACGAGUGGGGCUGCUGACGGAAGUGUCAGCUGAGACCCUGUUUGGAAAUGUCCCUAGCCUGAUCCGAGCCCACCAGAGCUUUUGGGAAGAGGUGCUGGGGCCCACCCUGGAGGAGACGCGAGCCUCGGGCCAGCCUCUGGACCCGGUCAGCCUGCAAAACGGCUUCCUGUCGGUGAGGCGGGGAGAAGGGCCCCAUCUGGAUGGGGCAGGACUGGGAGAGCCCCAAGGGGUCCUGUCCGCUGGAAUGCUCAUACCACUGGCACCCUGCCGUGACUCGAGGGGGUCCAAGGGCACGACCCCUACCCCUAAAUACCACCUCACCUCUUCCCUCCAUUCCACCAGUAUGACCUCUGUCCCGAAGGCUCUUCGGGCUUCUGGACUCUUAAUGAAAGUAUCCCCACCCCAGGUCACCCUGCAAAAGCUGAAGGCAGAGGAGUACAUCCAACAGAAGAGGGAGCUCCUGGCCCUCUAUCAGGACCGGGACGGGGAGUCCCCAGGCCCCAGGCCCUCCAUGCCUUCGGUGGAAGGCUCUGAGAGCAGCACAGAGGGAAGGACUCCUGGGUCCUCGAUCGUCAUCCCCCAGCUGGUGGUGACGGAAGACACAGAUGAAGAUGCUCCCUUGGUACCAGAUGAUAUCUCGGACUCUGGCUAUGGCACUCUGGUCCCAGGCUCCCCCAAGGCAUCCCACUUUCUGCCAAACCGUCUACGCUCCAAGGUCCUUCGGCGGGACCCUCGCCGCACCUUCUCCACCCUGGACCUCCGAGAUGUUCCUUUGCAUCUCCAGCCUCCUGACCCCCAAGCUCCCCAACGCCGAAGCACCCCUGAACUGCCAGAGGCAAGUGUCCAGAAAGGAGACAGCCUUCCCAGGGGAGACCCACCGACCUGGUCUGAGGAAGAAGGCGGGACCUCGGUUGGAGAGAAUGUGGUAGUGGAAACCUUAGAUAGGGCCCGACUUCGGUGGCGGCUCUCCCCCUCCCUGACCCACACUGACUCUUCUGGGGAAAGCCCCUGGGAAUCCUCAGGGGACGAGGAAGAGGGGCCCUUCCUGGGACCCGGCUACAGCCCCUCCCCUCACCCGCUCCGGGCCGAGGGCAUGCUCCGAGAGAUCCGGGAGGAACUGGCCAGCCAAAGGAUUGAGAGAGUCCCCGAGCCUGGGGACAGCAGACCUCGGAAGCUGACUCGGGUCCAACUGCAGAGGAUGCGGGGGCUUCACGUCAUACGCCUGGACACGCCCCUGUCCGCAUCGUAA
Messenger RNA from Lagenorhynchus albirostris (white-beaked dolphin), 2610 nucleotides. RefSeq names its product pleckstrin homology and RhoGEF domain containing G6 (gene PLEKHG6). The transcript is spliced from 8 exons. The coding region runs from base 778 to 2610 and encodes 610 amino acids. The record is from RefSeq and is a predicted model, not a curated record. Gene Ontology annotation, molecular function: guanyl-nucleotide exchange factor activity; GTPase activator activity. NCBI's taxonomy places the organism in Eukaryota, Metazoa, Chordata, Mammalia, Artiodactyla, Delphinidae.